AUUGCAGCAAUCAAGAACCAGGCAACAGGACACUACAUCCUCAACGGGAAGGCAGACGAGCUGAAGUCCAGGAGCUUCAUUGAGCUGGGAGUGGAGUGGCACUACGUCCUGGAGGGAGACGUGGAGAUGCUGCACACCGACGGGCCUCUGCACGACCCCGUGGUGGUUCUGAUUAUACCGAAGGACAAUGAGACACGAUCCACGUUAAUGUACAAGUACAUCAUCCACGAGGACUCGGUGCCGGUCAACAACAACAACGUGAUCCAGGAGGAAGCGUACGAGUGGGCCCUGAAGAGCUGGUCUCCGUGCUCAAAGCCCUGCUCUGGAGGGUCUCAGUACACCAAGUACGGCUGCAGGAAGAAGGGAGACACGAAGAUGGUCCACCGCGGAUACUGUGAGGCAAACAAGAAGCCAAAGCCGAUCCGCCGAAUGUGUAACCUUCAGGACUGCACUCAGCCUCAAUGGAUCUCUGAAGACUGGGAGCAUUGCACCAAAACCUGCGGCUCCCUGGGUUUCCAGAUCCGGACGGUUCGCUGCAUGCAGUUCCUCCACGACGACACCAGCCGCUCCAUCCACAGCAAAUACUGCAGCGGGGAGAAGCCGGAGAGCCGGAGACCCUGUAACAGAACCCCGUGUCCGGCCCAGUGGAGGACGGGCGGCUGGUCUCAGUGCUCCGUGUCGUGCGGAGAGGGGCUGGAGCGGCGGCCUGUGACCUGCAAGACCGGAGAUCAGUGCUACGGGGAGAAACCUGAGGCGGUGAGGCCGUGCAGACCGGGACCGUGCCACGAUGAGCCGUGCAGCGGAGACAAAUCCAUCUUCUGCCAAAUGGAGGUGUUGGCAAGAUACUGCUCUAUUCCAGGCUACAACAAGCUGUGCUGCGAGUCGUGCAGCAAGCGCACCGGAGGUUUGUCUUUGUUCUCGGAGGCGGCGGAGACGGAGGAACACGUCCGCUUCGGAUCGGCCUCCCAGCUGCUGGAGACGUUGAUGGCCAACGCCACCGGCAGCAGCAAGCAGAGCUCAGGAAAAAGCAGCCCUGCAAAACGCAUCGCAACCCCAGCGCCGCUAAAGAAAGCCCAGCCAAAGGUCUCCAAAGCACCGAGGAGAGUCCCACGAGAUCUAAAGCUCACCCCGUCGCUCCUCCAGGAGCCAGAAGGUCAAAGGUCAGGCGGUUUGAUGGGGAGCCGGUGGCCUACGUCAUACUCUAAAGUUGAGAGAUGAAAGUGAAGCGUGUUCCCUUCAGGACUCCUCAUGGACAGAUUUUCCAGCCUCACCAAAUACACCACAGAGAGUCGGAAGGUGGAAGGAAAAGUGCUGGUUCACUUUGUUUUUAUCCAUAUUAUCCCACUGAAAUGGACCUGAAACACAACGCUGACGUUCCCAGACAGCUGAAAGAGUUCAAACGACCCAAAGGGAAUUUCGUUCUGGUCAAAUUUCAAAACGAAACUGAGACAGAGGUCUCUGUCAGUCCAACAUGUAGUUUUCCAAAGAAAUUGCUGCUUUAUUCAAAACACAGUAUUGAAUUCUGGAUUUUGGUCAUCUAGAAACAAUUCAGUGAGAUGUUUACGAAAGUUCCCAAAUCUUUGUUCUGAUUGGUUUAUUUUUCAGUUCCUGUCAUAAGUGAUAUGAGGGCCGUUAGCAGCAGAAGCCAAGUUCACAACGAUCAUCCUUAGUAAAAUCUGCUGCCUCCAACAGACAUUUUAAUGCUCCAACAACUAAAAACGACUUAUCACAAAAGAUUUAGGAAUUAUAUCUAAUCUCCUGUUUUUAGUCUGAAUCACUUUAACACAAAGAUUCGGUUUCUGUGUUUUGCUGUCUGAGUUUAAAACCAAUCAUACAACCUGUUUUCUUUUGUUUCAAUAAUCUCUUUAAUAGGAAUAUAUAUGUUUUUUUUUUAGUUUUGACAUUGAGCAGUGUGCUUAAAGGUUUACAUUAGGUGCUUAAUAGACGGAGGAGAAAACAGCCGCAGCAGACGGAGCUAAUUAAAUCUGUGAAAGGGAAAAUUUCAGGCUGCGUUUGUGAACUAAACUAAAAUGUUUUGACCUGUUAACUUUUAUAUUAGACACAGUGGCUCUGCUCUGCUCAUUUGCUGACUAAGGGUUUUUCUGGAAUGCUUUCAUUCAAAAAGAUGUGAAGUUUUAACACGACCUUUAACCUUUAACGGCCAUUUUUCUUGCCAAAAAACCCUGAAAUAUUUAGAAACUUGACUUGGUCAAUAAUGAGAAGAAUUUAAUUAAAUAAUAAAAUAAUCAAAACUAACAUGAAAGGUUAAAUGUUAGCCAGCUUUGUUUUUUUAUUAUUAUUUUUGAGAUGUGCUGCCUUUUAAUUUCUGACAGUAUUUCUACAGUUUUCUGUAAAUAUCACACAUGAAAAUAUCAGUAUUACUUUGAGAAAUCAAGAAAACUUUAAACAUUCCCUUAUGCUAGUUCAGUGUGGCUAACAUGAUCAAUAUUGGUGCUGUUAAUACCAGAAGGAAUGAAAAUUAAGUUAAAAUAUUCAGAUCAUGUACAUAUAUUCUGAAUAUUUUCUUGUUACAAAUAUGUUUUUGUUUGUUAUAAACUGUGGCACCUUUGAUGCUAGAGACGGUUAGCUUAGCUUACUGUAAUCUAAGGCUCUAGCUCUGCCACAAAUUAAAUCUAGCAUCUGAAUCAGCCACAUUCCCCAAGUUAGUGCAAACAAACAAAUUAAUUUGACUUGGUUUCACUUUCAAAAGCUAAUAAACAACAUAUCACUUUAUUUCAUUUUCUUCACAGUACAAAGAUUAGCUUCCUAGAUACAGCGUCUGCAAAACAAAAAGAAAUUUCUGCAGAGAAGAGUUAAAUUAUUUCAUGAAUCAUGAAUAUUUUUGCUCAGUAAGACUUAAACGUUAAAGAAGUGAAUCAAAUCAGACCUACUUACUGGCCAUCGGUCACUCUACUUGUUUGGACAUUUUAAAAACAAACACACUUUCACUAAAUUCUCAUGAAUAUUCCUGGGAUAUUUGGCUCCAUAUUGACACGAUUGCUUGACUCUUGCUGCAGAUUUUUUGGCUGCAUUGACCUGAAAUCCCUGUUGCACCACAUCCAGAGCUUGGAACCAGAGGCUGUUGACUUACAGUUUUAUGCUGCAUAAAUUUGAGUUUUUGGUGCUAAAGCAUCAACACUCGAUAGGUGCUAUAGAGUCCAACAUAAUGGACAAUAUCGCCUCGCACCAUUGAACCAGCAGCAUUAAACCGGUUUCUCUUUUUCAGCAGAUAAGAGUCAGAUUAAAUUCCUUUUGUGGCUUUUGAGCCAUCGUUCCCUUCCCAUCGUCUUAUCUCCUACCGAUUCCGUUCUGGCAUCAUCCAGGCCUUUUUGUCCACACAGCUGCUACUUAUGGGGUAUUUUCUCUUUUUCUGGCCAUUAUCUGUAACUGUAAAAGAUGGCUGAGCAUGAAAAUCCUCAUGGAUCUGCAGUAUCUGAUGUACUCGGACGAUCCAAUCUGACACCAACAACUAUGCCAAGUUCAAAAUCCUUUAAAUCCCCAUUUUUUUCCCCAUCUUGAUGCUCAGUUUAGAUUUCUGUCUAGAUGUCUAAAUAAAUUGAGUUUCUGUUUUUUGGGUGACUGAUUUGAAAUGUGAGUUACUGAACUGGUGCAGCCAGUGAGCGCAUGUCUCAUCUGAUUCAAACAAAACUCUUUUUCAGAUCGCAAGUCUUAGACUGUUUAAAUAUACUAAAUGAGGUUUUAAUUCACUUAUUAGACGAUAUAUUCUUGCUAAAUUAUCAAACUAGCUUCACCUGUUUUUAAAAUGACAGAACAUCUGUUUUGUUCUGUGAAAUGAUCCACCAAGCAGCUCUGUCUUUUUGUGUUUUUCAUUUGACAAUUUUAACAAGCGCUCUCUUUUUGACAGGAAGUGAUAAAAACUUGGCAGGUAUACAUUUCGGAUGUGUUGCUUUCUGACUACAACCAGCUAUUAUUUCCAAAACUUUAUGUAACAGCUCAUAGGAGAGACACUGCAUGAGCUGCCUGGUAUGCAGGCAUAUGAAAGAAAUUUAUGUGAUGUAGGUCUAAAAGUGACGAAAUGAAGCAGAUUUUUUUGGAACAUCCCUUUGGGAUCAAAGAUGUUUAAUUUUGUUCUCGGUCUUGUUUCCUUCUUGCUUUUGCUUGUUUGUUUUUUUUAGUGCCCCAAAUUGGUCAGAUAAUUGUUCACUAGAUUAAUCAGAAAGUAGGUCAUGCCGUCAGUUUCACUCUCAGUUUCCAGCCUCCAGCAUGCUGAGGUGAGUGAAUCUUCACCACUGGAAACAGCUUUAAGGUCAUUGUUUUGUAACUUGGCUCAUCUGGGGACCAAUUUGUAUGCAUCUUAUAGUAUUUAUGUUACAGUGUUAAGUGCGUUGUAAUGUGGUGCCGGCGUUAUUUUUCCGUUUCACCUCAUUUACAUAUUCCAUUAAAAUGAAUGUCAUAUAGAGUUUAAAAUUAAGUUAUUGUUAGAGUUUUCAAAUAUUUUUCUUUUAAACAUGCUAAGGUGCUGAUUUUUUUAAAUCAAGGAUUUUCUAAUUUGCUAAUACUUUGUUAUAAAACUGAUUUGGUGCUGCAGGAACCAAAGGGCUUUACAGAGGAGAAUGUGCUUUGUUUAAUCCUACAUAAAUUAUUAUGUAGGAAAUAAUUUCACUUUUAUUUUCCUAUCAACCGUUUUCUGUUCAAGUAUUAAUGCUGAGCUGUUAUUGGAUCAGCUGUUGAAUAAAUAGAUUUUAUUUUACUGUGUUACUGGGAAUUAAAAAGUACUAACAUGUGGACCAGAACAAAAAAAACUGUUCAACCUCUAUUAGAAAGAACUUACUUCAUACCAGCUUAGCUUGAAUAAAUAUAUUAACUAAUUUAAUACAUUUACAAUAAAAACUUACACAUUCCAGUUGAUUUACUGUUUUAGAAACAAAGUCUAGAAAUCAAUACGGCUCAAAACGUCUGCGUCCAAACUGAUUGUUGUGUGUUGAACGUUUCGUUUUUUUAUAGGAUAAAAGCCAAACUGAAGCACAAUAAGCUGGAUUUAAACAGAAUCUUACUGUCUAUGAAACCUAUUUUCUCCUAGAUUCUUUAAUAAUCGCUUUUUUGUGUUGAACCGAAGUUCUGCAGAGAGAAAGCUAAUUUAUUUCUGAGAAGGAUUUCCUAACUACCACCAUGCAUCUGACUGCAAUAGCCAAAGACACGGUUUUGUGUUUUCAGCAAAUAGUUUUCAGCUUUUCACACUCACUCCUGUGUGCCAAUGUACAGUUAGACAUGUAUAUAGCAUUGAGUGCAUGAAUAUUUAUUGAAAGUCAAAUGGUUCUGCUUUUUUACAGUCUGUGCAGGAAACUGCAGGAGGUACAUCAUGGAAACCGAAUCACCUUCUUUUGUCAUUCAGAUAAAUAAAUGUGAUAGAAUAGAGACGAUUUUGUGUUUAGUUGUAAAUAUACGUGCUCAGUUUUGAGUCGCUUGUCAGAAGGCUGUUUUUCUCUCAGCUGUUUGUAGAUGUUAAGAGUCGUGACUGCACAUCACAGCAGCAUGUACUGACUGAUCAGAGUUAAUUAAAAAAACGAGUUUUAUGCUCUUUGACAUUUUUUUUAGUUUUACAUUUUCCUCCCCAGUUCCUUUUUAAUUGCUGCCUUUAAACGUUGCUGCUAAUGUUGUAGAGAGCUUGAUGAUAGUGUAGCUGUAGGAGAUAAAUGACAAUCCCUGAGCCGCAGACAGACGUUCUAGCAUAGGAUCCUCCAUGUACUGUAUCCACGCUGUUGUUUAUCCGCGCUUUCAAACCCUCAGCUUCUGCUUUGUAUUGUUUGUGUAGAUGGAUUUGCACACUACUGAUGCUGUUUGUUGUAUUGGGGAGCACAUAGCAAUAAAGGAUUUGAUGAAUUAA
Molecule: messenger RNA, 5845 nt
Organism: Poecilia latipinna (sailfin molly)
Lineage: Eukaryota; Metazoa; Chordata; Actinopteri; Cyprinodontiformes; Poeciliidae
Product: A disintegrin and metalloproteinase with thrombospondin motifs 3-like
Exons: 6
Biological process (GO): proteolysis; extracellular matrix organization
Cellular component (GO): extracellular matrix
Molecular function (GO): metalloendopeptidase activity
Source: RefSeq, a predicted model, not a curated record